Molecule: messenger RNA, 1418 nt
Organism: Clupea harengus (Atlantic herring)
Lineage: Eukaryota; Metazoa; Chordata; Actinopteri; Clupeiformes; Clupeidae
Product: protein phosphatase 1 regulatory subunit 12B-like
Cellular component (GO): A band; Z disc; cytoplasm
Molecular function (GO): enzyme inhibitor activity; phosphatase regulator activity; protein kinase binding
Source: RefSeq, a predicted model, not a curated record
CAGGAGCCAAGCAGCAGGACCUCCGGCUCAUCUCCACUCCUGGCUCCUGUUGCUGCUGCUGCAGCGCCGUCUCUGUGCUGUACUCGGGACAUCGCCACCGACUCACCGCCUGCUGGCUGAUCUCCCACCAAACGAUUCCUGGACCAUGCUAGAGACACACGCCUCCCUUGCCUGACCCCGUAGCCAUGUCAACUCUGUCGUCCAGCAGCAGGGACCCGACCCGCGCACGGAGGACCCCCUCCGACCUGCCUGCCCCCCUAAGCAGCAGAACAAGCAGGCAUGAAAGAGAAUCAAAGUUAGACUCUUCAGCCAGUGGAGCCGGACGGGCCACUCCUCUCUCUUCUCGAAGGGACAACACCGCAAGGGGAGCGGGCCAGGCUGCGGAUGACACCAACCCUAAGGACUACAAGAAGAUGUACGAGCAGGCUUUACAGACCAAUGAGAAACUGAAGACCAGGUUGGAGGACAGCAGAAAAGAGCUGGCAAGGAUCCAGGCCCGACUGGAGAGGGCCACACAGAAACAGGGUAAAAUAUCUGAGUCCAAGUCCAAUGUGAUGGAGACGCAGAAAAGGGAGAAGCACGUUCUGGAGAAAAAGAUAUCAGAGAUGGAGGAUGAGCUGAAGGUGAAGACUGAGCUGAAGAGUGAGAACCAGCGGCUCAAGGACGAGAACGGCGCCCUGAUCCGCGUUAUUAGCAAGUUAUCCAAAUAAAAACAAAGGAAACUAAACUAUGAAACCUUGAGACUCAAACCAGUUCUCUUGUGACUGCCUGAGGAGUUCCUACUGUCUAAAUAACUUAUAUAUGAAUAGACUUAUACAUAUAUAUAUAUAUAUAUAUAUAUAUAUAUAUAUAUAUAUAUAAAAUUAUGAAUAGAACACACGCACACAUACAAAAACCACUGUCUACACUUUGUGGUUUCAACUUCAGACCUGUCUUAAACAAGUGUAAUGUCUGUGGGGUCAUGGUUGUCUGACUCUACUGCCAUCUACUGUUGAAAUAUUAGUGUUGCUUCACAGUGUUUAGAAUGUAAUCAGCAGUAUUAGCAUAUGACUUUGCUUCAAAUUAUGGACAGUUGCUGUACUCAAAUUAAUUUUAGCUAUACACCUGCGUUAACUUGGAGUAAUGGGAUUGUGUCUACACUGGUAGUCUGAUUUGAGACACUGUUUUAACAGACACGUCAUGUAUGUCUGGUAGAAUACAAUGGCCAUCGUUUGCUGUACUGUAUUGCGUUCUUAGUCAUACUCACUUUUAUUUGAAGAUUUUUAUUUAAGAGUUACUGAAGAUUUGCAUGUGUUGUCUCAAUGCUGAUUCUGAACACAUUCCCACUGGUUUGAGCUAUGCUGUCUUAAUAUGAAAUGACUUUGUUUUUGUUUCUGUUAAUCAGAGAAAUCGUAUUUAUUACACAAAUGAAAUACUCA